AUGACCGAUACAGCUGAUGUGGAUGCGGCACCCUACCGCGUGGCUAUAUUGUUGUUUGCGGCUCCCCAUGAACAGUUUGACCGUUGUUGGAAAGAAUCCCCGCACUUUGUCGAUGGGGCUCCCCUGCGCUCUCAACUUAUCAGGGGUAACUUGCUCUUUCGUCGAGAUUUGGCUACACGCCUCCUCUGUCGUGAACCCGAUCCACAUUUGGCACAAGCUAAUCAGUGCUUCAAGUGA
This is a messenger RNA of Necator americanus (New World hookworm), 237 nucleotides long. RefSeq lists its product as uncharacterized. Bases 1 to 237 code for a protein of 78 amino acids. The record is from RefSeq and is a predicted model, not a curated record. The transcript has 2 exons. NCBI's taxonomy places the organism in Eukaryota, Metazoa, Nematoda, Chromadorea, Rhabditida, Ancylostomatidae.